CUUUAGGUCACCACAGAUGAAAGCUGUGCUUUCUGUGAUACACAUUUACAUUCUCACCACCAGCUGGGGCCUCUUGUUUUUAAUUGAACCAUGGAUGCUUUCUUUGCCUUCUCUGAUGAGGAGCUUGCAGACUUUCUCCUUGGCUUCUCUCUCGCGCUCGCAGGCGCGGGCACGGUCGUGCUCAUCGUUUUUGCCGUGUACUACAUCUUUUUCCGCGGCCAGUCGGGCAUUGUCUUGGAUGCGAGCUUCAAUAUCCCGGGCCAAUAUGACGCGGAGCGUGCGCGCGAAGAGUCAGAGGACGAGUUCUUGCACGCGGCGAGCCCGACGGAGCGCGCGGACUACUUGCGCGCGCGAGCGUGGUGCGCAGAGCACCCACCGGUGCUUGCACCUAUCGGCGCUAGCUACGACCCGGAAACCAUUGAGGAUAUUCGGCUUCGCGGCAUCGAUGCGUUUCAUUUCCAGCCCGACCCCGCUAACGGCUACACCGUGGUGGACAAAACUGACGUGGUUUUCCAUGACUCGCCGCAGGCGGCUUCCGCCUUGCUCAACUAUUCGCUUCCGGUGAAAACCCGCCCGGAGUCUGAGUGUGUGUACUUUGAGGUCAAGUUUCUCGAGUUUGCGCGCGGCACCGCGAGCGUGGGGUUGGCGACCGCACCGUACCCGGCGUUCCGGCUUCCGGGAGCGCACAACUUCUCACUUGCGUAUGAAACGCGUGGUACAUUACGUGUGAACCAUUCGUUCGCUUCCGGGGUGCGUCUUCUCCCGGAGGUGCGCCAGUCUGACGUUGUCGGCGUGGGCUUCUUCCCGCGCACCGGCACGGUCUUUUUCACCCACAACGGGCGCAAGGUGAUGGACGUUGCACGUGAGCUCCAGGUGGACAUGUACCCGUGCGUGGGCGCGCGCGGCGCCGUGCGCCUCCAGGUGAACGUAGGGCGCGCGGGCUUUGUGUUCAUUGAAGCGAACGUCAAAAAGUGGGGCUUUGCCACACGUGCCACUAUCGGUGCGCCGCCUGUUUAUCUCAAGAACACGGGCGACGAGGUUUUGGCCAAGGGAGCGGAGCUUCCGCCGGACUAUCCCGAGCAAGAAGUGACGUUUUUCGGGCCGUCCGCGCUCGUCGGACCGUCCCACGUCGAGGCGUCUCCUGUCAGGACUGAGGCGAGGGCUGAGGCGAAGGAGAGGAUUGAAGCGAAGGAGGGGAGUUCGCCGCUUUCCAGCCCGCCAAGCUACAAAAUGGAGGGAAGUGAAGUGAGAGGCGAUGAGAGAAGCGAUGGGAGUUUGAGUGAGUCGGAACGAGAGUUGAGGGAACGGUUGUAUGAAGAGAGAAGCUCCGGGUUUACUGGAGAGACUCAGCGCGGCGAAGGUCGCGAAGCACAUGGUGGAGAGGAGAUGGAAACUCGAGUAGUAGUCCCUGGUUCUGCCCUAGAGGUCGAGACUUUAUUUGUAAAAACUUUGCUUUCCGAUGAAGCACCGGUUGAUGUCGAAACCACCUCGGCCAGUAACCUGGCUCCGCAGCUUUCCCCAACCGAAAAUGUGAUUCCUUCCCACGGGCUAAUCUCUCAAGACGGGCCUCUUGCUGGAACCGCGGUUGUCGAUGGAGCUGUGGAUCAGAUCGCUAACCAGACGUUGGAGAGUGCCAUGGACCAGUCAUUCUCGCUUGACCACCACUUAGAAGCCACGCCAUCACCGGCAAAGAAGCCAAAGAACAAAAAGAAAGGAAAGAAGGGCAAGAAGGGCCGCACCACGUUCUAAGGACUUGGAUAACCAUUCCAGCAUUGGAUGAAUUAUAUGACUUUUGUUAGCUAUGAAGCAUGAAAGGCGAUGGAAUGUAUUUUUUUUAACGUAAAUCCAUUAACCGUCCGUAAAG
Molecule: messenger RNA, 1864 nt
Organism: Babjeviella inositovora NRRL Y-12698
Lineage: Eukaryota; Fungi; Ascomycota; Pichiomycetes; Serinales
Exons: 1
Coding region: 91-1749 (552 amino acids)
Molecular function (GO): protein binding
Source: RefSeq, a predicted model, not a curated record